Molecule: messenger RNA, 1170 nt
Organism: Peronospora matthiolae
Lineage: Eukaryota; Oomycota; Peronosporomycetes; Peronosporales; Peronosporaceae
Source: the annotation of a GenBank genome assembly
AUGAGUCGAUCCCAUCGUUACACACUAUCACACAGUGUCGUCCAUGACAUAUGGUCAUUAGUAUCAGUAACCAACACCAUUACCAAUACAUGCGAUCUGAACGAGAGCGAGACGCCGUACAAGGGUGACUCCGUACCCGUAUGGAAUGUAAAGGCGGCGAUCAUCAGGUACCGCCUAGCCCUGUUUGCCGUGCUCGCGGUGCUCCUCGUAGUGGUCAUCUUGGCGCUUUGUGGCGUCUUCUCCCCUUCCUCCCAGUCCAACGAUUCGUCUGCUGCCGCUUCUGACCAUGUGAUCGUCUACCACGCUGGCUCUUUGGUCGGACUGAUGAGUGACAAGCUAGCUCCAGCUUUUACUGCCGCUACAGGCGUCACGACGUCGCUCGUGGCCAAGGGAUCCGUCAAGCUCGCCAACCUCAUUGUCAAUGGCAGUCAAUCCGACGUGUUUAUCAGCGCUGACGCGUCUGUCAACACAGAACUGCUCAUGGGAAAGGACAAUAAGGACAUGAUCUCGUGGUACAUCACCUUUGGUGCGACGUCCAUCGGUCUGGGCUACUACCUCGAGUCUCCCUAUGCUGAUGUGUUUGCGGCAGUGCAGAAUGGAUCGCUUUCGUGGUACGAAGCUCUGCAGCAGAAUCCAAACAUGAAGAUUGGACGGACAGACCCUGAAGUUGACCCCAAAGGCUACCGUACUGUCAUGAUGCUUGAGCUGGCUGAGCAGUACUACAACGCGAGCGGUCUUGGGAUGGAUAUCUUGGGUUCAGCGACGAAUCGAGCUCAGAUCUUCUCUGAGGAACAUCUGGAGACAUAUGUGAUGUCAGGCGAUCUGGAUGUCGGAUUCUUCUACGCUGUUGAGGUAGGUAGCUUGAGCAGUGUGAACUUCAUCGCGCUUCCGUCGGAGAUCAAUAUGGGCGACCCAGUUCUAGACAGCAAGUACGCAACUGUGUCCUAUACUAACUCUGAGGCGGGGACGGUCUACAACGGAUCGGCUACUAUCUACACUGUGGCUAUUCUGAACAGUGCAACACACUUGUCGGAAGCAGAAGCGUUCGUUACGUUCUUGCUGUCACCUGACGGGCAGACGGUUUUGACUGAGCAAGGAAUGGAUACAGCGACGUUCAUUGCCUAUGGCAACAUUUCUGCGAUCCCCAGUGCAAUUGCGGCAUAUCUGUAA